Camellia sinensis is the source of this 810-nucleotide messenger RNA. The record is from RefSeq and is a predicted model, not a curated record. NCBI's taxonomy places the organism in Eukaryota, Viridiplantae, Streptophyta, Magnoliopsida, Ericales, Theaceae.
AUGAAGCGUCUAGUGUACUGUCGUACAAAUUUUAUCAAAGAGGAGGGAGCAAUUUGUACCUAUCAUGUGAGGGAGGCUAUUGUUGUGGGUGAGGGGAUGAAGAAAGUGGAAUUUGUUGUGUACUUUAAUUCAACUGAAUGUGAGCUCCUUUGUAUGUCUCGAUUGUUUGAGUUUAGAGGUAUUAUGUGUGCACAUUCACUUUCUGUGCUCAUUGAGAGAUCCAUAUAUGAGGUGCCAACUAAAUGCAUUGUUUCGAGAUGGAGAAAAGACUUGGAAAGAGGCUACACGUGCAUUCCAACCACAUAUACUAACUUUGGCUCUUCUCUACAUCCAAAGUUGCAUGAUAACUAUCACAACACGUUGGAUGAGAUCCUAGAUCUUGCUACCAAUGAUGAUGCUAAACACAAAGUGAUUCAACUUGGGUUGAUGAAAAUCAAGGAUGAAGUGAGAACAGUUCAAUCAAGUAGUGCAAGUAAUGUGCCAUGUACUAGUACUUUACCACCUUCAAGUAGUACUUUACCACCUUCAAGUAGUACUUUACCACCUUCCCAUACUUCAUCAAAAAGUCCGCCUCGUAUCAAUACUACAAAAGAAAGCAUGACUUGCAAGAUACGAAGUCCUUUGGUUGCUUGCCGAAGAGGCCGUCCAUGUACGAAACGGAAGGUUAGCAAGAUUGAUGCAAUAGUCAAUCGAUUGAAGGGAAGGGAAAGAAUAAGAAGGCACCAGUUACCACAAGUGGGGACGACAUUGGGAGAACAUCUCACCAAGAAGCUGGAAUGGUCAACAAUAUUAGCAGUCAAAGAUCGAUAG